AUGGAGUCCUCUCCGUUGAAGAGCCAAGUCGGCUCAAUCUUGGGCAUGAAGCGUCCUGCAGCAUUGCUGCCUGCCUUCGAGCCUAGCUCGUCGCCCUCCCUUCCUCGGCCUCAAAAGCGUGUAGCACGCGAACCAGAUGUCUCGACAUAUCCCACCCCGGUCCCGACCUCGUCGACUCAUAUUAUGUCGUCCUCUCCUCCCCCUCCCGGCGUCGCUGCCGCCCGACCCUCCCUGCCACGAUCCUUCUCCGCCGCCCUCGAACGCGCUCCCUUGUCGACCGUGCCUGCUAUAAUGUUGCCGGAGAGUGGAGAGUCCAUCCUGAUGGGUAGAUCCAGUGUCUCGUGUCAUCACCAGCUCGCUGCCAGUCGUAUGAUAUCUCGUGUUCAUGUGAAGGCUACAUAUAAGCCCGCGCCCAAUCCCUUCGAUCGGGAUAGGGUGGAGAUUGUGUGUAUGGGAUGGAAUGGGAUCAAGAUACACUGCCAAGGGAGGAAAUAUGACUUGGCCAAAGGCAAAACCUUUACCUCGGACAUCAAGGAUGCGGAUAUCAUGAUUGAUGUUCAUGAGGCUCGCGUUCUUGUUCAAUGGCCUCGCAGCGAACAAAGGGACUGCCCUUCGACCGACUCGGAACAGACCAGUGACGAAGCAACACCAACCCAACGGCCGCCUGGCAUCGCCUGUCUCGCCCUCGCCUGCUGUGCAGCAUACCAUCCCCCCUCCUCACCCAUCUUCACACCUUCUCGUUCUCGUGCCGCAGUAGUGGUCUUCGAAGAUGAGCCUUCUCCCUUGAAGCGCCACAACACUGUCACAGGAGUCAUGUCCCAAAGUGCCCGUCGUGCAACUGCUAUCCUUCACACCUCCCGCGAGGAGUCGAGUGACUUGGGUAGGUCUGAAGAGUUCUCUGACAAUGACGAAGAGAACGACCCUAUUAUCCACUCCUUCGGACCAUUCGGUGAGAACCUCCUCCCCCGUAUGGCAUCUUUCCAUGCGGGUGAUUCGCCUAUUCGGACAGCUCGUUCCCCUCGCGGCCUGCUGCCCGCCCAGCCCCUCCAACCCACGCAGUCUCCUAGACAGCCCGCCACAGUUCACGAAGACAAGGAGGAGACUACCGAGGCUAAGCCCCAGUAUACGGAUGAACAGUCCGAGAGAGUCCGCAACCAUGCUGCUAACCAACUCGCUUUCUCUCGACUGUCGUCAACGCCCUUCUCUACCAUCCUGAACAACCUCCCCCGGCGUUCUGGAAGUCCGGCCAUGAGAACCCCACCGGUCUCUCCAAUGGCCCGUGAAGGCAAGGAUGCCGCUGGCAAGCCACUUGAAAGUGAAUACUAUUAUAUUCCCGACGAGGAUGACGAUGUGAUGCGACGGUCAGCUGUAGUGAAUGAUCUUCGGAAGCCUGGUCUGCGCAACUGUCGCAAACAACACAAGCAAUACUUCUGGCGCAAGCCCAAAUGA
Messenger RNA from Penicillium bovifimosum, 1449 nucleotides. It is a transcript of the gene fhdA, whose product is annotated as putative transcription factor Tos4. The transcript is spliced from 4 exons. Gene Ontology annotation, molecular function: protein binding. NCBI's taxonomy places the organism in Eukaryota, Fungi, Ascomycota, Eurotiomycetes, Eurotiales, Aspergillaceae. The coding region runs from base 1 to 1449 and encodes 482 amino acids. The record is from RefSeq and is a predicted model, not a curated record.